AUGUUCCAAACUGCUGCAUACAUCAAUUCUCGAACAGGCUCAAAAGAUUUAAAUCGUUUCGACUACCUUCAACUUCUUGUCUGUGAAUACGAAGCCAGUCUACUAUACAGUAACCUACCGUACAGUGAGCCAGAACGUCAUGAAAAACUAGCUCGAUUGUCCAACUUUGCAUAUGAUCCAAUUAACCACGAUUUUCUUUGGCAGUUGAACAUUGUCGAACUGUUUCUAGAUGCCAUUCACAUAUCCUCUACAGACCCAAUUGCUCGUGAAUUUGCAGCUGGUGGAUUGUGUAAUAUAUGUUUAGGUUAG
Messenger RNA from Batrachochytrium dendrobatidis JAM81, 309 nucleotides. RefSeq lists its product as uncharacterized. Lineage: Eukaryota; Fungi; Chytridiomycota; Chytridiomycetes; Rhizophydiales. The transcript has 2 exons. The record is from RefSeq and is a predicted model, not a curated record. The coding region runs from base 1 to 309 and encodes 102 amino acids.